CGUUUCGGGCACUUAGACGCUGCCAGGUUAACCCCGGCCGUUCGUCCGGUCUGUCUCCCAGAGCUCUUAGCGAGAGCGAGCAUUGCGCGUAGUGUCGUCUGGUGUCGUUUAUCUGUUACGGUCGCACGUUACUAAUGGAUCUCGAUCAGGCCACCUCCCAGCAAAUAUCCAACCCGGAGAAACGAGCCAAGGAGAACAGCAGUGCGGCCGGGAAUCAUGGAGAUUCCCAUUUAAAUGGCAUGUCCAAUGGGUAUGACCACAAAAAAGAGCACAAGUCUGAGCAUAGGGACAGGGAUAAAGAGCGCCCACACAAAUCCGAGCACAAAGAUAAAGAUAGAAGUAAGGACAAGGACAAAGAGCGUAGUCACAAAAGUGAACAUAGGGACAAGGAUCGGCAUAAGCACAGUUCCGGUUCCUCCAAGGAUAAAGACAAGCAUAGUAGCAGGGAUAAAGACAAAACUAAGGAAUCUGAAAAAGAAAAGAAAAGUAGUUCUUCCUCUAGCCGGGAUAAAGAUCAUAAAAGUAGUUCAACCUCAAGCAAAGACAAGGACAGGGACCAUCACAAGUCAAGUUCCACUUCGAAGGAUAAAGAAAGUUCGCGAGAGAAGGAUAAGCACAAGUCAAGCUCAAGUUCUAGCUCUCGGGACAAGGAUAAAACAUCUUCUAAGGAUAAGGACAAAGAUAGAAAGCAUUCUUCUGAUAAAGACAAGGAUCGGCAUAGUUCCUCACAUUCAACUACUGAAAAAGACAAACAUCGGUCAUCAGAUAAAGACAAGCAUAGCUCGGCUGACAAGGAGAAGCAUCGCCACGAUAAGGAUAAGGAUAAGGACAAAGACAAGGAUCGUCGUCGUCAAGACAAAGAAAGAUCUAAACACAGAGAUGAGAAGAAAGAUAAAAUCAAAGAUGAGACAAAGAUUAAAGUGGAACCAAAAACCGAGCCUGAGGUGGUUCCUAAUCCAGAACCAGUGGUGAACCAAGAUUAUCAGUAUCAAGUUGACCCUGUCAAGCAUCAGGUAAAAGAGACCUUUGAUGAUGAUGAUGAUGAUGACGACGAUGAUAGUGGAGAGGAGCAGCCUCUUUAUAUUAAAGAGGAGGAUGAAGGCGAGGAAGAGUGGAAUAAAGAUGCAACUAUGGAUUCGACAGAUGCUAAUGACACAAGACUUUCUGAUCUCCACAACACUACUAUUAAAACUGAGGAGGAGUCUGAAGAGGAUGUGCCUCUGUGGAAAGACGGCCUUCACUCUGGCAACCGGAACAAACCAUCCUUGGCGAAUGUUAGAACAAACACCUCAUCAUCGAUGAUAAAAAGGAAAAUGGAAUCAUCCGACGAGGAAGAUAUCCCUCUUUUGUCUCGCAAGAAGGUAAAAAAAGAAUCUGCAAAGUUGAAGAAGAAAAAGAGGAAACAUGCAGAUGACGAAGAGGAAGAAGAGAAUGACUAUAAACAGACCAAAGUAAAAAAGAAGGCCAACAAAACUGUAAAAUCAGAAACGUCACCCAGAAAAAAGAAAGAGGAGGAACCACAGGAAGUCUGGAAAUGGUGGGAGGAAGAAAAGAAAAAUGAUAGAACAAAAUGGAACUUCUUAGAACACAAGGGUCCUGUAUUUGCGCCGGAUUACGAACCACUGCCACAUGAUGUGAAAUUUUAUUAUAAUGGCAAGGAGAUGAAAUUGAAACCAGAAACUGAGGAAGUGGCAACUUUCUAUGCACGAAUGUUAGAUCACGACUACACAACCAAGAAGAUAUUCAACACCAACUUCUUCACCGACUGGCGAGAUGUGAUGACUGAAUCUGAGAGGUCCAAAAUAAUGGAUUUGUCAAAGUGUAACUUCAAAGAAAUGCAUGCGUAUUUUCUACAGAAAAGCGAAGAGCGGAAAGCAAUGUCCAAGGAAGAGAAAAAGAAAAUUAAGGAACAAAAUGAGGAAAUUCAAAAAGAAUAUGGGUUUUGCACCAUUGACGGUCACAAAGAAAAAAUAGGCAACUUCAAGAUAGAACCACCAGGUCUGUUCAGGGGCCGUGGUGAGCAUCCUAAAAUGGGAAAGCUGAAAAAACGGGUGACUCCAGAAGAUGUGUUGAUUAACUGUUCCAAGGACUCUGUGAUUCCGAAACCUCCACCUGGACAUAAAUGGCGAGAAGUCAGGCACGAUCCUAAUGUAACGUGGUUGGCAUCAUGGACAGAAAAUGUACAAGGCCAGGUGAAAUACGUUAUGUUGAAUCCUUCAAGUAAAUUGAAAGGAGAAAAAGACUGGCAGAAGUAUGAAAUUGCCCGAAAACUAGCACAGUCAAUUGAUAAAAUCCGGGCUGAAUAUCGGGAGGACUGGAAGAGCAAAGAAAUGCGCAUCAGACAAAGAGCUGUUGCCUUGUACUUUAUAGACAAGCUAGCUCUCAGGGCUGGAAAUGAAAAGGACGAGGACCAGGCAGAUACAGUAGGCUGUUGUUCUCUGCGAGUUGAACACAUUUCUCUACAUGAGCAUAAAGAUGGCAAAGACUUUGUAGUAGUGUUUGAUUUUCUGGGAAAAGAUUCAAUCAGGUAUUACAAUGAAGUACCUGUGGAGAAACGUGUUUUCAAAAAUCUGCAACUUUUUAUGGAAAAUAAGUCACCUGGUGAUGAUCUUUUCGAUCGCUUGAACACUACAGUCAUGAACAAACACUUGAACGAACUAAUGGAGGGCCUUACUGCUAAAGUGUUCAGAACUUACAACGCGUCUUGGACGCUACAGCAACAGCUUGAAAAAUUAACGAAUGCUGACGAUACGGUGGCUGAAAAAAUAUUAGCGUAUAAUAGAGCGAACAGGGCCGUAGCUAUUUUGUGUAACCAUCAACGGGCUGUCCCAAAAACCCAUGCCAAGUCAAUGGAAAAUCUAAAGGCAAAGAUUGUAGCCAAGAAAGAAGCUAUAAGCGAAGCAGAGAUGCAGGUCAAAGAUGCAAAACGUGAUGCCAAACAUGGCUCUGUAAAGGAGAAAGUGGUAUAUGAAAAGAAGAAGAAAACGUUAGAUCGACUUAGAGAACAGUUGGCUAGACUGGAAGUCCAAGCUACAGACCGAGAGGAAAAUAAAGAAAUCGCUCUAGGAACAUCCAAGCUAAACUAUUUGGACCCUCGGAUUAGUGUCGCGUGGUGCAAGAAAUAUGAUGUUCCAAUUGAAAAAAUCUACAACAAGACUCAGAGAGACAAGUUCAGGUGGGCUAUAGACAUGGCCGGUCCAGAAUACAUCUUUUAACCCCGGAAUGAAUGUUGAUGUUUACCGUGUCCCUACCCUGUUGGGAAAUCGAAUUCUACCAACUCAACAGCAUUGCAGUUCUUAGUGAAUUUUAUUUUAGUAAAACGCGAGAAUACAUACUUUUUUACGUUCACAAUCACAAACAUCCAUCUUGAUACAUUAUGUGUUACGGUAACAAAUCACAUAGCUGGUGUACUGAACUUCAACUUAGAGAAUUUAUACAUAUGUAAUGUAAUUAGUACGCUAAUUAUACAUUUUUAGUCGACACGGGUCCACAGCAAUAUAUCCGCAGAACGUAACUAAUGAAAGAUAUUAUGCAUGUGUUCGACUUCAUAUUCUGCUCGUCAUUGGGUUUAAAAAACCAAUAGGUACUUACAGAUCUAUACUCAAUACGAUCAUGCAUAGAAUAAUUGAAACACGCUACGGAAUCUGAAAACAUUCCACAGGGUUCGGUGUCGGCCGUAUUGGAGAAACCAGUGUCGACCCGUGUCUUCUACUCAUUAGUUAUUCAAAGUACAUACAUAAUAAUUAAUCGCUCUACCGAUGAAUUCCAUUGGUGUGCUGCUGCUGCUGCAAAACAAUCGAGGUCACGCAGCAACUUCUGAAAUUUAGGUUUGAUCCUUAGGUUUAAUCAAAACCUAAUCUUAACCUUAACUAAUUUAGACAAAAUUUUAUGUGAGUGUGCAUUAGACGAAUAUAUAGUGUAAAUAAGAAGUGAUCUGCAUUAAGAUUCUUUGUAUUGUACUUGUAUUAUAACAAUCAAGACACAUCGAUUACUUGAAAGCGUCUGUUUCUUGACGUAUGAACGUAGGUCAAUUAUAUUUCUUAUCAGUCUUUUUCAUCAUAUUGAUGCCGUUGCUUUUUCAUACUGCAGCUUCAAGGACCCUCCUUUAAAAUUUGAUACCUACAAUUUACACGAAGCUGCGUUCAUUCGUUGAUUACGGGGGUGGCCAGAUGCGGAUAUAAAAUUAACGAAUUACGGAGAAAAUUAAAGACAGUAACACAAUA
Messenger RNA from Diprion similis, 4223 nucleotides. It is a transcript of the gene Top1, whose product is annotated as DNA topoisomerase I, mitochondrial. The transcript is spliced from 14 exons. Bases 135 to 3215 code for a protein of 1026 amino acids. Gene Ontology annotation, cellular component: chromosome; nucleolus. Gene Ontology annotation, molecular function: DNA binding; DNA topoisomerase type I (single strand cut, ATP-independent) activity. Gene Ontology annotation, biological process: DNA replication; DNA topological change; chromosome segregation. The record is from RefSeq and is a predicted model, not a curated record. Lineage: Eukaryota; Metazoa; Arthropoda; Insecta; Hymenoptera; Diprionidae.